AUGUCAGAUAGCAUCAAAGUUGCCGUUCGAUUAAGGAAACCGUCAGACACAGAGUCUGAAAAUUUCGUAGUGGCUCGUGUGCAAUUAGAUAACUAUAUAGAUAUCCAAUCCAAUAGGAAAGAUGAGUCAAAACGGUUCAAAUUUGACUACUGUGCAACUUACCUUGACGAUGCAAACCAGGAUCAGGAACAAGUCUAUAACUGCUUAGCUAGAGAGUAUCUGCUGCACGCUUUAGAUGGCUAUAACACCUGCAUUUUUGCAUAUGGCCAAACAGGGUCCGGGAAAUCUCAUACAAUGUCAGGAUGCUCUGAGAGUCCGGGAAUCGUACCAAGAAUGUGCAGAGAGCUUUUUGAAGUACGCGACCUUUACGAACUGUCUGAUGAGCAGGUGAGCCCGCAAUUCAGCAUCAAGUGCUCUUAUUUCGAGAUCUACAACGAAACUGUGCGGGACCUCCUGGGCGAAUGCAAGUGCAAGAUACGAGAAAGAGCUGACAAGACAACGUUUGUGGAAGGGCUUAAAGAGUUCGAGGUUUUUGAAGUCAGUGAUAUGCUGGGGUUUUUCAAACAGGGCAACGAAAGGAGAGUCGUGGGGGCAACUCACGUUAAUGGACAGUCCAGUCGCAGCCAUGCAAUCUUCACGAUUCAGAUCGAGCAGCGAGAAACUACGCCACUAGGUCACAUCCUGGAACGCAAGUCUAGUAUAAAAUUGAUCGAUCUAGCUGGCAGCGAAAGGGCAACAGCGUCCAAGACUUCUGGAGAUCAUCUGAAAGAGGGCGCCAACAUCAACAAGUCUCUAAGCACAUUGGGAAGAGUCAUAUCGAUGCUUGCAAAGACAAAGAAACCUCUUUUGAUACCCUACCGAGAUGCAGCGUUAACUUGGGUUUUGAAAGAGAAUUUGGGCGGCAACAGCAAGACAUGUAUGAUCGCCUGUGUGUCACCGUGCGACUACGAGGAGACAAUGUCCACGAUCCGAUACGCAACCCUUGCGCGCAGCGUGAAGACGUCUGCAAAACUGAAUUCCAACGAACUUUUCGAUGGAAAAGAACAGGUUCAAGUCUUGAGAUCUCAGCUCGAAGAAUUGCGAAAAGCGCUUUCACAGGUGGAAAACCAGCGCGCUAUUGAUGAUAAAAUCGAAAAGAUCCAUCUCACCAAUCAGUUUCUUGAGGCUCGAAUUGAGCGCGAGCAGAAGCUGACCACGGGCUAUUACGAUCAGUGGGUUCAAGCAGCUCAGUCGCGAGAUAGAUUAAUGCAGCUCUUAGCAGGUAUAGUGAGCAGCGUGCAGGACACGCAAGUGAGUGGGUUAAGAGAGAAAGUGAAGAGGCUCAAACUCAGAUCCACAGAGUUAGGGGAAAAGAUUCAGGCCAAUUAUAGCGCAACGAGAUCUAUUACGAGUGGCCCUCCUUGCGUGAUGGCAGGCCCAUUGUCAAAUGGUACGCGCGACAGUGCCAAAAACGGGACCAUUUACGAAUGA
Molecule: messenger RNA, 1470 nt
Organism: Lachancea meyersii CBS 8951
Lineage: Eukaryota; Fungi; Ascomycota; Saccharomycetes; Saccharomycetales; Saccharomycetaceae
Source: the annotation of a GenBank genome assembly